AAAUGUGUUUAAGGAUUGGUUUGUUUAUGAAGCUUGAUGUGGUUUCUGUUAUUUUAGGAGAGUUCAUUGACAAUCAUGAUUUAGUCAAUUUAAUUAUAGUACUCGGUAAAAGGUUUAUUUUUAAGGCCAAAAACAGAUAUUCACUUAGUAUUACUUUCUUUAAAACAUUUAUUCAGUAUUUUUUUACUUUAGAAAUUUACAUGGUUGAAAACGAUAAUGAUGCCAAAAAACAUUUUAAAAAAAGAUGGGAAGUCCUCAAAGGCUUAUUUUGAAAGUAUAAUUAUGUUUAUAGAUUAUAUGACAUCUGUUGUUGUGUUCCCUAAUUUUUUUCUGUGUACAUGAAUGAAGGUGUGUGUUGCUGAGUCCGACUUGGACAUUAUCUGGACUGGACCUGCUUUUAAAAACCCUUUAAACAAAUCUAAUUUCAUUGACAACCUGGUCUGGUGAAGAUAAGGUCAUUUAAAAAAAAAAAAAAAAAAAAAAAGAUUCAUUUUCAUUUUCAUUUCAUUUUCAUUUUCAUGUUUAUUUCGAAUAUGUAGACAAAACAAAAACAACAAAUUUUGAAAAAACAACAAAAAAGCCAUUCAAGAAUGAAUAACAAAAACAACAAUAAUAAUAAUAAUAAUAAUAGUAAUAAUAAAAAGCAAAAGAAACAAGAAAUGAAAAUAAACAUUUAAUGUAAACAUAUCCGAAAAGGAGUGAGAAGAAGUAAAAACUUAUGUACUCCCACCCCUCUUAUUACUUACUGUAUGUUUAAUAAUAAUAAUAAUAAUAGUAUAUAAAAAUGUUAUGUCAUAUAAAUACAUAUACACAUAUAAGUACGUACACAUAUAUACAUACAUACACACAUACAUAUAUACAUAUAUAUAUAUAUACAUAUACAUACAUGUACAUCCACAACACACAUUUAACAAGUAACUAUGAAUGUGACACAUACAUAGUAUACAUAUACAUACACAUACAAACCCACUGACUCUUAGUGCAGUUCACUAUAUCCUGUGAACAAUAUAUUUUGGUACAUUCUUUUAAAAACAUUGAUGCUUGGACUUUGCUUAUGUACUUCGCUCAGAUUGUUCCACAACUUGACACCUGUGAUGGAAAUGCAAAAACUUUUCAUGGUGGAAUUUCUCAUCUGAAUUUUAAAAUUGAGUUCUCCCCUCAAACUAUGCCCCCCCCUCACGUUCACUAAACAUGUUUUGAAUGUUCAGUGGUAACAAAUGGUUCCUAGCCCUGUACAUAGUUAUUGCUGUUUGAUAUGAGACAAUGUCGGUGAAUUUGAAUCAUUUAGACUGUAGAAAUAGUGCAUUGGUGUGUUCCAGAUAGCCCACCUUGUGAAUGGUCCUUACUGCUCUUUUUUGUAAAAUGAUUAGUGACUGUAACCAACUUUUGUAAUUGUUACCCCAGACUUCAGUACAGUAGUUUAAGUAUGGCAAGACUAAAGAACAGUAGAGAGUGUGUAUGAUCCAGAACCUGCUUUGCUUUGUUUAUGACUGCUAUACUUCUUGCUACUUUGUAUUUGACAUGUGUAAUAUGUGCUUUCCAGCUGAGCUUGUCGUCAAUUGUUACACCAAGGAAUUUGAUUUUGUGCACUUGCUCAAUAGCCACCCCAUCAAUUUCUAUAUUCAACUGUGUGUUUAAGCUGAACCUGCCAAAGAACAUAAACUUGGUCUUGCUCACAUUCAAAGAUAAUUUGUUCCAGUCAAACCAUAAUUUCAGUUUAUACAACUCUUCAUUUAUGUUCUUUUGUAACGUAUCUAGAUCAUCACCAGAGCAAAAUACAUUAGUGUCAUCUGCGAAAAGUACCAUAGACAGCAACUUGGAUACUUGGCAAAUAUCAUUUAUGUACAGUAUAAAAAGUUUUGGUCCCAAUACUGACCCCUGGGGGACUCCACAAGCAAUGUCCAAGCAAUUUGAGCUAUGCUUUCCCAGCUUCACAAACUGUUUCCGUCUGUCCAAAUAGCUUUUUAUCCAGUCUAUUGCCAUACCUCUUAUACCAAUUUUCUCCAGUUUAUUAAUUAAUAUAUUGUGAUUGAUAAUGUCAAAAGCUUUUCUGAGGUCAAUGAAGAUGCCAAUUGCAUAUUGAUGAUUAUCAAUUGCGUCUGUGAUUCUUUCAAUGGAUUCCAUCAAUGCUUGAAAAGUUGAUCUUUUAGUUCUAAAACCGUAUUGACUCUCUGAGAGUACAUUAUUUUUUUCCAGGAAUGAAUCUAAUCUGCUAUUAAAAAGUUUCUCCAAUAUUUUUGAAAAUUGAGGCAGUAGUGAGACAGGUGUGUAGUUUGUGAAGUGUGCUGGACUAGUGUAGUUUGUGAAGUGUGCUGGACUAGUGUAGUUUGUGAAGUGUGCUGGACUAGUGUAGUUUGUGAAGUGUGCUGGACUAGUGUAGUUUGUGAAGUGUGCUGGACUAGUGUAGUUUGUGAAGUGUGCUGGACUAGUGUAGUUUGUGAAGUGUGCUGGACUAGUGUAGUUUGUGAAGUGUGCUGGACUAGUGUAGUUUGUGAAGUGUGCUGGACUAGUGUAGUUUGUGAAGUGUGCUGGACUAGUGUAGUUUGUGAAGUGUGCUGGACUAGUGUAGUUUGUGAAGUGUGCUGGACUAGUGUAGUUUGUGAAGUGUGCUGGACUAGUGUAGUUUGUGAAGUGUGCUGGACUAGUGUAGUUUGUGUGGACUUUGCCUACACAAGGCUACUACUUUUUACAACAAGCUACCGAGCUGCUAAACUUUAGCUACAAACACUGCUAACGUGUUACCCUCGGGUGGCUCGUCUCUAAGCCAGUGUCCGAGUGGUAAUCAACAUGGGAACCAAGAAGAACAAGGAGGACAUCGACGAAAUGAGAAAGUCGCUUGACUUUCUGACGGAGGAGAUGUCUGUUGUGAGUAAAGAGCAGAAAACGAUCAUGGAGCUGGUUGCGGAAGUGACGACGCUGCGGAUCCAGAACGCCGAGAAGGACAAACGACUCGACUUUUUGGAGAGCAGGGUCCAAGCUUUGGAGCAAUACAGCAGGAUAAAUGAUGUGAUUGUAUCGGGUCUCCACAUAAAACCCCGGUCAUACGCGCGGGCGGUGACCGCCGGUAAGAACGCGGGGGCGAGCGGUGUCGCCGACGGUGAGCUGGAUAUCUCAACGGAGCAACAAGUGGCUACCUUUGUACAGUCCAAAGGAAUCACACUGGACUGUAACACCAUCGAGGCUUGCCCAGGAGAAACAACGACAGCAAUGACAAACCAGCUGUCAUCAUAAGGUAUCUUGACCAUCACUUGGAGCCCACACAAGUUUGCUGAGCAUCUGAGGACAGCAGAAGAGGACAAGCAAAAAUGAAGGUGGAGAUGUGGAAGGUGCACGCCACGCUACAGUCGGCGCUGGAUGGCAACGUGGCGAUUUGGACACCUCCAAAUGUGGAAUUUCAGCAGGUGUUGGACGGAUUGUCUCAACACGAGCGGAAAAAAGUGGAGGAUCAUCUCUUACGCGAAAUUGAAAAGGCCAGACUCAUAGAACGUCAAGAUGCCCAAGAGCAGAUUCAUCGCUCCCAAGAGCAGAUUCAUCGCUCCCAAGAGCAGAUUCAUCGCUCCCAAGAGCAGAUUCAUCUUCGCGACCAGCAGAUUCUUCUUCGCGACCAGCAGAUUAAAGAAUUAAAAGAAGAGCUUGUCCAAGAUAAAUUAAAAUCCCCGGAGAAAAACCAAAACCAAAAAGCCGCCUGUGAGGACGAGCAGGACGAUUCCAGUUUAGGAACCAGCCGGGGCCCCGCUGAUAAGAUGCCGGCGGCCAAAAGGGCCAAAAGGGGUCCAACUAAGAGGAAGAAGGAGCAGCAGGGUGAGGAGCAGCAGGCUGAGGAGCAGCAGGGCGAGGAGCAGCAGGCUGAGGAGCAGCAGGGUGAGGAGCAGCAGUAGGAUCAUCUCUGCUGACAUCACAGAGGAGCAGAAAGAAGGAAGGACCUCCAACAUUUCGAAUACACGUUCAACUAAAUAUAUGUUCCACUAUAAAUGUUAACUCUUGUUAAAAUAGUUUUUUAGUUAGUGAUUUAAAGGAGUCAUUCAUGUUUAGUAAUUUUGUAAUGGCUGAUAGUUAUUUAUUCACUUGAAAUAAAAGGUUCAGGCUGACCUGGGUUAUUUUCAGUGUGGUAACAUGC
Molecule: messenger RNA, 4117 nt
Organism: Entelurus aequoreus (snake pipefish)
Lineage: Eukaryota; Metazoa; Chordata; Actinopteri; Syngnathiformes; Syngnathidae
Exons: 6
Coding region: 3306-3878 (190 amino acids)
Source: RefSeq, a predicted model, not a curated record